AUGUUGUCCAAAACCAUAUCGCUUUUACUUCUCAUCAGCAGCGUUCUUUCCACCCCUCUCGACGCCGCCUCCAAGCGCGCAAACUGCCCUAACAUCCACGUCUUCGGUGCCCGCGAAACCACCGCUUCUCCAGGCUAUGGAUCCUCCAACACCGUCGUUAAUGAGGUCCUCCAGACCUACUCCGGCUCCACCGCCGAAGCAAUCAGCUAUCCAGCCUGUGGCGGGCAGUCAUCGUGCGGCAGCGUCAGCUACUCUAGCUCCGUAGCCCAGGGAAUCCAGGCCGUUGCAUCCGCUGUAAACUCUUUUAAUCAGGAGUGUCCUAACACGCAGAUUGUCUUGGUGGGAUACUCGCAGGGCGGUGAAAUCAUGGAUGCAGCGCUAUGCGGCGGCGGUGACCCUAAUCAAGGCGUCACUAAUACAGCUGUGCGAUUAUCUUCCUCUGCUGUCAACCAGGUCAAGGCAGCCAUUUUCAUGGGCGACCCUCUGUUUCGAUCUGGUCUGUCGUACGAAGUCGGAACCUGUGAAGCUGGAGGUUUUGAUGAGCGUCCUGCAGGCUUUAGCUGCCCAUCAGCGAGCAAGAUUCAGUCGUAUUGCGAUGCUUCGGAUCCGUACUGUUGCAACGGCAGUAAUGCAGCUACCCACCAGGGAUACGGUGCUGAGUAUGGCGCGCAGGCUUUGGCGUUUAUCAAGACAAAACUGUCUGCUUAGGCUGUGCUAUGUCGACUCUUGGAAGUAGAUAGCACGUAGGGCAUGUGUGCAUGUGUGCAUGUGCCCAAUGUGUGGACUUGUCGAUGAGGUUUUCUUAGGACGCCGGAUAGUAUUGGUAUUAG
Messenger RNA from Talaromyces proteolyticus, 830 nucleotides. Its product is annotated as Acetylxylan esterase At 0.90 angstrom resolution. Gene Ontology annotation, molecular function: hydrolase activity. NCBI's taxonomy places the organism in Eukaryota, Fungi, Ascomycota, Eurotiomycetes, Eurotiales, Trichocomaceae. The record is from RefSeq and is a predicted model, not a curated record. The coding region runs from base 1 to 708 and encodes 235 amino acids. The transcript has 3 exons.